Rangifer tarandus platyrhynchus (Svalbard reindeer) is the source of this 360-nucleotide messenger RNA. The record is from the annotation of a GenBank genome assembly. Lineage: Eukaryota; Metazoa; Chordata; Mammalia; Artiodactyla; Cervidae.
AUGCUCCUUCACCAGCUCCCAGCGCUCUCCAGACGCCGACUCCUAAAGAGCCGGCCGACCCUUCCCGCCGCGCGCGCGCCCAACGGCGCGCGUGCGCUGACAGCACGCCCCGCCCCGCCGCGCAGGCGCCGUGGCCACUUCCGGGAUCUGUCAGCCGCUCCCUCUGGGCCUCGGUCCUCCGCCCGCGCCCGCCGGAGCCUGUUCGCGUCGACUGACCAGAGUCCGCGAAUUCAACGCUCCGAGCCCGUCCGGACGGCCCCGAUCCCAGAUUUGUGGCCCAGAGAAGUGUCAGAUUUAUUUAUGUUUCUGGCCCCAACCCGGAAUUGCUCCACUGCUGGGAAUAUGCUUUCUAUCCUUUGA